CGUAAAAGAGGCAAACCGUUUGGCUGGGCGGGACGCGCACGAACACACGUCCCGUGAAACCGUUGGAUGAACCUUGGCUUGAUAAUGGAUUAGCGCAUCAGACCGACAACCACCGAGAUCAAGCCACAUCGCCCGCUUGUCAAUCUCUUGGAAGAGAACACUUAUGCGCCCACUGACGAGGAGUGAGUCACGGUUUAAAGCAGUGGAAUAAGCGUGCGCCGGUGCGGACGGGGAGAUUCAGCGUGGGGUUUUACACUCCAUUUUCGGGUACUUAAAGCCCGCCGCUGCAGCGGGUUUUAUGGGGAAGAGAAGCGAGGAGCUCGCGCCGCCGAACGGAACCACAGCUGCUGCGCGAGCCUCUUGAAUGCAAGACAUGGAGAGCGCGCGGGAUGCCCACGCACACUGCUGGUGCGCAUCUUCAUAAAGAGCGACUCUGCGACCGACGAGACUACAAAACUACCCCUGUUCCGAGAUAAAGUUCGAGUCCAAGCGGAGGACGUUUUUUUUUUUUUCAAGAGCGUUUCUCGCUGAGAACAAACCACAGAAACAUACUUUUCACAGGAACCUCAAAGGGACCGCCGCCGCCGAGAAGAUGCGUGGAGAGGUCGCGAGGAGAUUUCAGAUGCUGCUCGCGCUUUAUUGCUUGAUGCUUCUCGUCAGUUUGGCAGGGGGCUUUCCAACAAGACGCAAGAGUUUUACCCAUAAAAUUCACGGCCAUCCAGUUCACGGCGGUGGGAUCCAACAUGUCUCUGAGGAGCAGCAGAACCAGGUCCAGAGCAUUCUGCCUGAGCCUCACAGCCACCAGAGGAGGUGGUCUCACCCCCAACACCGCUCCGUCGGUGUCCUUCCACAGCCGGAGCCCGAGGAGGAGACCAAACCUUUUAUCUUCGACCUAAACAACUUUCCAGACCUAGCCAACGCCGACAUUAACUCUCAGAACCCCAACAUUCAGGUAACCAUAGAAGUUGUUGAUGACCCUCAGAUGGAGGUCGAGAUGGACCUGGCCAAUGAGAAGGACUGGCUGCCUUCCUCCCCCUCCUCCACGGUGGAUUGGAUCGGAGGCAAGAAGCUCUUCUGGCCCCUCUUUUGGAGCUACACCGAUUCCAGCGAGGAAAACAACAGUCGGUCAGGCACGGAGGACACUGGGGAGGAAGAGGAGGAAGAUGACUACUCUCUGGAUUAUGGAAGCGAAGAGCCCUUACCCAGUGGAGUGGGGGCCGACUGGGAUACUCGUUGGAAUGAGGGUUGGGAUCCCAUGGAAAGCUACUAUGAGAAAGAGACAGAUGAAUGGACUCCUUGGUCUCCCUGCUCGGUGACGUGUGGACACGGCGAAAGGAAGAGGACUAAAUCCUGCGGCUACUCCUGCACGCUGACAGAAGCUUCCAAGUGCGACCUGGAGCCUUGCCCUGGCGACGUUAACGCUGUGGUAGAGCCAUUCCCUUUUGAGAUGGAGAACGGCACGGAACCUUUUGGAACAGAUGUGGACAGCUGUGAGAAGUGGCUGAACUGCAAGAGCGACUUUCUCCAGCGGUAUCUGCAGCAGGUUUUGUCUGAGCUGCCCAGCUGCCCGUGCUCCUACCCGUCUGAGGCGGCGUACACCGUGGUGAGCCUCUACGACGAGACCCGCGGGCGGCCUUUCCGCUGGCGCGACGCCAGCGGCCCGAAGGAGCGGCUGGACGUCUACAAGCCCUCAGCGCGCAGCUGCAUUCGCUCGGCGCUUUCCAGCGACUCGUCCACGCUGGCGGCGCAGCACUGUUGCUACAACGACCGCGGGCGCCUGAUCACGCGGGGGAAGGGCGCCGGCACGCCCAACCUCAUCAGCACCGAGUUCUCGCAAGAGCUGCACUUCAAGGUGGACGUUCUGCCUUGGAUCCUGUGCAAAGGGGACUGGAGUCGCUUCCACGUGGUGCGGCCGCCGAACAACGGACUGACCUGUCCGGAAAACCCCCACGAAGAUGUGUUUAUGAAUGAACUUGAAGAGGCCAGAGAGUACUGAGUUACCGCAGCCAAAACAACUCCAGUGCAGUCGGAGAGUCAGAGGACCCUGUCCUAAUUUAACACAAAACAGCCUAAAAGUUGUGACAUAUUACUUUCAAGCCACUCAUCAGCUAUUAAUGCAUAAAAAUACAACCUCAAGGGGCGUUUUCAUUUGUGUUUGUGAGUUUUGAUGAGGCCUAUUUUCAAAUUAGGAAUAGCAUCAUUGUCCUGAACACAGGCGCGACGGACUGAUUCACAUGAAUGGAUGAGGAGAAAAAAAUGUCCCUUUGGUUGCCAUCUACUCACACAUCCAGUGUUACAUCCAUUCACUGUAUUUUUUUCUUCUUCUUCUAAAUUUCCUUCCCUCUGUGGCUUGUUUUAUGGUAUCUUGAAGUUACCGUCUACAAGUGGAUGCUAACCACAUUUGCCCUACAUCUUUAUCGUGCUUCUUAAAAGUUUUAUAGAAAGAACGGCUCUAUUAAGAAAGCGUGGUUCUUUAUAAGACAUAAACAAAGGUAUGGGCAUAUUUUAGCUGAUCAACAUUAUACCAAUGCUGCUACAACGUAAAACCCCUCAGGCUUUAUAAGGCUUUUUAACACAAGACACGUGCAGAUCCAAUACAUGCAUCCAGUCAGCGCUUUUGCCUACACAACUGCAAAUCAUCAAGGAAUGUGGAUCUGAACACGAAAGGGUCUAAAAGGCAAAGUGACAUCGUCCUUGUAAGAAUUUUCGGCGAGCGUUACGAGAACGGCCUUUUUUUUUUUUAGCAGGAAACCAUCCAGACGAAUCGCGCUCGAUUCCAAACGUUUUGUCACACUAAUUGAUCUCAUCUGUUUCCCCGCGUUUUGCUUUCACAACCGCGAACGCGUACGAUCCGGGUGCCAAAGAGAUAGAAAUCGGACCGCUGGGUGCCAGUGUAAACCCAGCCUCCACAUCUCUCCCAGGGCAGAUGUAGGUAAAGAACAGCUUGGACAGAGAGUAGGUUUUUCUUGCAGGUGUGUCUCUACAAUGUUCUCAGGGGGACUAAGUGACCACGUCAAACUAAUUUGUUCAUAUACCUCACCAGCAGGACACUUCUGGAUCUCUUACAAAGCAUGUGGGGGGAAAAGAUUAGUGGAUGCGUAUCAACUGUGGAAUCCACAUAAGAAGGGAUGAACAGAUUAUGUUUUUUUUUUUACGAAGCUGUUGGAUCCUUUAAGUUCGAAGAGUUGUACGGUUGGUACGUAUUCCUUUCAAGCUGUCUUGAUCGAACUCGAUUGGAUAGAAAAGACAUUCCUUCCUAAACACUGUCACGUAGUCGGCUGACACAGGAUAUUGGUACUGGCAAGAGAAGCAAGUUGGUAUUACCAAAUACUUUAGGCUUUAGCCAUUAUGUAUGGUGCAUGAUAUUGAGAAAAAAGAAAAAAAAAGCACAGUUUUAACCUCUGGCCAAACAUGUUUCAGCUUUCAAGAACUGCCUUUGUGACGGACACACCCAGCGUGACCCCCAGGACUUGUGCUUUCUAUCCAAUCCUAUUCCAUUGGAUGUUUGCUCCGAACCUCUUUUCAGGAAUUCCGCCUCCACGUGCGUACAGGCAUUUGUACUUUGAAAUAGCCAAUUUUAAAGUAAGGCACUUUAUUUUCGUUUUGCCAUUCAUUCACACGCUUGUUAUCGUGAAGGUUAAGCUCAAGAGAAAUGCUGCGUUAUUUCAUGAAGUUGCAUACCAUGUAAGAAGUGUUGAUAAACCGCAUGAUCUCUUCGUGAUUAAGUCUAGUAUUACAUAUUAUGGUGUUGUACAGUAUUUAUUUGUCUGUUCUGUACUGUUUUUAAGUUUGCUGAAGCUUUGAAAUGUCUCUCCACUCAACAUGGUGCACUAAUUGAACUGAACAAAUGAAGGAACCCAGUAACAAAGGGAAGCAUUUUGCCUCACAUCACCUUAAACAGCGAAACACGUCUGUGUUUGAUUUUGCGUUGGACUGCUCUAUGACUCUGUUGUUGCAAUUAUACUGAAGAAAUAUAUAAAUAUCUAUAUAUAAAUAUAUGUAUAUAUAUAUAAAGAGUUUGCAUUCAUCAUCUGA
Fundulus heteroclitus (mummichog) is the source of this 4035-nucleotide messenger RNA. It is a transcript of the gene ism2b, whose product is annotated as isthmin 2b. The transcript is spliced from 6 exons. The record is from RefSeq and is a predicted model, not a curated record. Lineage: Eukaryota; Metazoa; Chordata; Actinopteri; Cyprinodontiformes; Fundulidae. Bases 593 to 1996 code for a protein of 467 amino acids.